UUCGACAGCGAAGCUCUCUGACCAUAAAACAGAGGGAUAGCAAAUUGCCGUAUAUGAAGUUUUAUUCUACCGCUGUCAUUUGCGAAAAGUUUUACGCAAUUUUCGUUUCCACCGCUUCUUCGCUAACACUUACCAACGUUUACGCAUUUCAGCGGACACGUUCUUGCGAUUUUAUUUUCUCGUUUUCGAUGUACAUCUCUGGAUUUGAGGUUAUACUGUCAGCCGCAAUCUGAAACGAGUGUAUCUUCAUAGGGAGCUAUCGUCUCACUUUGAUCUCUUAGGUAUGGUAGAAGAUAAAAAAUACCAGAUCGCAAGCCGCAUCGAGUGUGACGGAUACCGGGGUACAUUGAAAUACGUCGGACCUGUAGGAGAUACGAAGGGUCAGUGGCUAGGCAUAGAUUGGGACGAUUCGACUCGUGGCAAGCACAAUGGCACAUACGAAGGAGUAGAAUACUUUCAAGCUAGACAUUCCACGUCAGGCUCCUUCAUACGACCAGCUAAAGCUAAGUUUGGGAUAUCUUGUCCUCAAGCUAUCGCAAUGCGCUAUGGGCUAAUCGAUGAUGAAUUAGCAGGCAUAGACAGGGAGGAAGUGUCAAGUUUGAGAAAGGAAAUCAAUGCACCAUUCUUAGAAUUGGUUGGUUUCUCCAAAGUGAACAAGAAGCAAAGCAAAUUUGAUCAGUUGAAGAUAGUAUGGCUGAGGGAACAGUGCGUAAGCAAUGCUGGAGAACCAGGGGAACUGAAAGAGUUGUGCCCAAAUUUGGAGGAACUGGAUAUAUCUAGAAAUUUAAUUAACUCGUGGAAAACUAUAGCGGAUAUAUGCUUUCAGCUUCAUUCUCUCGCUCGUCUUGAUGUUAGUGAGAACCAUCUGCCUGUUAAGGAGGAUAUGGUAGCAUUGAAAAACUCAUUUCCGACAGUUAAACACUUGACAAUAGCUAGAAUGAAUUACACCUGGCCUGAUAUCCAACAAUGCAUGUCUAUGUUUCCAUCAGUCGAGGAACUAUCAAUUUCUUUUAAUAUUGUAACGACCGUAGAAGACAUCCCAUCGAGUACCGAUUUAAUGAAAAUAGUUACUUUAAUACUCGAAGGGAAUUUAAUAUCAAGUUGGGAUGAGAUACUUAAAUUCGGUUCUCUUCCAUGCUUAAAAUACCUUAAUCUCAACUCGAAUAAGAUAGAUAGAAUCAGGUUUCCAUCUUCAACAUCGACAGAUAAGAUUGCGUUUUUCCCUGCUUUGCAGCAACUGCAUAUCUCUGAAAAUCACAUAUCGAAGUGGCAGUCAAUUAGUGAACUCGAUAAGCUGCCAAAUCUAGAGGAUCUAAAAUUCCGGGAAAAUCCCAUUUUAAAAGAUGAAGUUUCCGAGACCGCUAGACAGUUGAUAAUUGCGAGAAUAGCGAGAUUAAAGUUUCUUAAUGGUACAGAGAUACUUUACGAUGAAAGGAGAGGUGCUGAGUAUGAUUACUUAAAAUUGUAUCUACCGAAAUGGCAAGAGACCGAAAGUAACGCAGAAAAGAGGACGCUGUUUUUAAACGAACAUCCUCGAUAUCCGAUCUUAGUAAACAAAUAUGGAAUCGCGGACAUUCCCUCGACUAAACCGAAAGUAGAAAUGGUUUCGAAUGUGAUAACGGUAGAAUUUCUAUGUCCGGACGAUCCGCGUCAGCCCAGAGGAAUCAAGAGGAAGUUGCUUAAAGAUAUGGAGGUCCAGAAAAUGAUCGGGCUGGCUCAAAGACUCUUUAAAACCGGCGGCAAAAUACCUGCUCUUUCGUUCGUUCCACGAAAUUUAUCGAACGACGAAAUUUCGUUGGACAAACCGCUGCAAGAACUUAGUUACUAUUCAAUACAGGACGGCGAUCAGGUUCUCGUGAGGUGGUGAUAUUAAAUGAAUUAUUUAUAGAUACGACUGUAUUUUCUACGCUGUUAAAAUCUACGAUACGAAUUUGUUAUUAAAUCUUUUUUAAUUGCA
Dinoponera quadriceps is the source of this 1957-nucleotide messenger RNA. It is a transcript of the gene Tbce, whose product is annotated as tubulin-specific chaperone E. Lineage: Eukaryota; Metazoa; Arthropoda; Insecta; Hymenoptera; Formicidae. Bases 284 to 1867 code for a protein of 527 amino acids. The transcript has 8 exons. Gene Ontology annotation, molecular function: protein binding. The record is from RefSeq and is a predicted model, not a curated record.